AUUAUAUCACAGACAAAGUAGCAUUCGUUGCUUUCUAGUGUCGCAUUGAUGAUCCCCCUUGUUUAAUAAAAGAGUGAGAAGAUCGAAGAGGUGUGUAUAGUUGUGUGUUUUCUGCCAUGGAAGUACAUAUGUUGCUCUGUAGAGGUCUUUUCAUGGUGCUCUAAAACAGUGAAAAGAUCGAAGAGGUGUGUAUAGUUGUGUGUUUUCUGCCAUGGAAGUACACAUGUUGCCCUGUAGAGGUCUGUUCAUGGUGCUCUAAAAGAGAGAGAAGAUCGAAGAGGUGUGUAUCGUUGUGUGUUUUCUGUCAUGGAAGUACAUAUGUUCCUCUGUAGAGGUCUGUUCAUGGUGCUCUAAAACAGUGAGAAGAUCGAAGGGGUGUGUAAAAUUUAGAUCAUAGUUGUGGGUUUUCUGCCAUGGAAGUACAUAUGUUGCUCAAGUCGUUAGCAUUUAUUUGUAGAGGUCUUUUCAUGGUGAUCUAUCUUUCUGCCUUCACUCUAUUUGUGGCGGUGGAUGCAGUGAAGGCAUUCAAUAAACGAGAGCAUUGGGUGCCCGGCAAGGCUCUGGUUCUGAGUGCCCUCACCAUCAGUGUUCUUAACUUCGUGGAUACAACCACUAAUAAUUCUGCAUCCGAUGCAAUGGAAAAGCUAAGUUUUCUACUUCACAAACAGCUGCUAAUUGACGGUGGGAGACUGAGCAUCUGUGUAUUCAUAGGAUACAUACUACCUGGAAUGGUAGGGUCUCGCUCGGGAUACGAUUUGAGGCUCAUUGCGGCUUUUGCAAUAUGCCUUUUUGGCCAAAUUCUCAGUGAACUCCACAAUCUUUAUGAUGACAAAAAAACCUUCAAAAAUUACAUUAGGAAGAGGGUGCACGAAACAUAUUUCCAUUCGUUCAUUCUGUCCAGUAGCGUGUUCUCUGUCUCAAUUAUAUUUCUUAUUUGCGCAUCAUGCACCACAGUUUUUGCCGGUUACACCAUUCGUAGAAUUCUGAGCAAGAGGAUCCCUGUAAUUUUGGGUGGAGAUGAAAUGAUGGUUGGCGGAAGUGGGGACCCAGAAAUUCAGAGCAGUAAAGAUUCGAAGAAAUCUUGGAAUGAUUUUGAAGAGGAGAUAUUCAAGUCAUGGUUUGUGGCCCGUGUUUCUCAGCCUAAUUAUGUCAUUUCGAGGUCGGUUGUGAAUUCAGCGUCUGCACUGGUGGUUUCUCUCUGCGUCAUAUUAGCCCUAGUUAAAACCAAAUGGCUGCAUGGAAAUUAUCAUCAAACUUUACGCUAUCUUUUGAAUGGCAAUCAAUUACUAUUGUUUGAACUGUGUGCAAUGUUUGGCUUCUUCCUCGUUGGGUGGGCUGUCAUCUGCUGUAGAUGGAUCACAGCUCUAAUCUAUUUUCCCAAGCUUGGAAGAGAGACAUUCAGCCUCAGGAGAUACUUUUGUGUGGAGGAAUUUUGGACCAGCAGCAUCGUUGAGGUGAUUCACAUCUAUGACAUGAAAGCAUCUCCUCUUUACCAGCGGCCGAAUGAUUUUGACAGCUUGCUCACCAUGGUAGUUGCCAGAAUGCGCUUACACAAGCUACUUCAUCUGCUUUGUGCUCUUCAGAUAUGUGUGGUUUUGCUGAGCAAGUCUUCUCAGUUUAUUGUUGAGCUGGUAUUUUCUAAAGUUUUUGUGAGGUGGGCACAUAAUGAUAAAGAGGGCCGUAUAUCCCUAGUUUCAGGUCGACGUUAUGAGGACUUUGCAGAUAUGUUGGAGCGACUGUGUAUGCCAGGCGAAGAUCCAGCUUCUCUGUGGAAUGCCAACAGAAGCUGCAUUACUCGAGUACAACUUCUAAUGAAGGAUGGCCAUGAUAAAGCAGUAUCUUUACUCCAUUUUCUCAUCCAACUGGAUUGUCAAAAGUCUGAUCGCCUGGUCAGUUUCGUAAAUAUUUGCCGUCAAGCGUGGGAUCUACUGAAUUUAGUGGAUUAUACCCACAUAGAAGCUGAUAAAUUGAUUGGGUUCGAUCUUCUUUACAAUCUCAAUACAGAAUCCCAUCAAGUAAGCAUGGCUGCUGAUAAAGAGUUCUGCAGACUACAAGCACUUUAUGAAGAUCUUCCAAUUUCAACUCAAAUUAAAACUCCUACUGAAUGUUUAAACUAUCUGUCCAAAGAAGCUGUGCAUGUACUCAAAACCCACAUGCUAUUAAUAGAUGAUUGCCAAAACUGUGGUUUAACCCAGAGAAAUGAAGCUGUAAAUUCUGAUUUACAUGAUUCCAUGAAUUUGCUGGAUAUAGCACCAAAAUAUAGCCUUUAUAAACUAUGUAGAGUAGUGGAAAUGGAGGCUAAUACAGUGGAUGAUCUGACUGCUUGGACAGAAAGGUCGUUGAGAAAUGUUAUUGCUGCAUGCCUCUCAAAAUUACCACACAUUUUGAUCAAGUAUUCUCGGCGUUUGGCACAAGAAUUCGAUGAAGAAAAUUUGUGGAAAGUAAUUUAUCUAGCUGGAAAGGCCAGGGGAGUCAUGGAAAAAGCUGGACUGCAGCUAAUUUUGAGAGUGAAGCAAAUUGAAGAGGAAACUGAAUUGACAGUGGAGACAACUCAACUUGAAUCAACCUCUGAAUAGGCACAUAAAUAGUUUUAAUUCUAUCAUCUAUGUCACUGAUUAAAACACUGCAGUAGUUUAUAUUGAAAAAGUUGAGUUUGGUGUGUAUUAUCUUACGUCUAACUGGUGUUCGCAUCGAUGUAAUUUGUAAGUUUAGUAUUGUUGUAUACUUGUGUGAUCUUAAGGGAGAAAACUGGGUAAGGAAUGCGGAGGCAUCUGAGGGCUUUAUGUUUCUCUAUAUAGCUGUGAUGCUUGGUAUUUAUUGAUUGUUUAGUUAAUGGAUUGUACAUUAUAGUCAUAAGCUUAUACUAUAAUUUAAUUUUGUAAUAUUUUUUAAGCAGUA
This is a messenger RNA of Cryptomeria japonica (Japanese cedar), 2898 nucleotides long. RefSeq lists its product as uncharacterized. Bases 414 to 2576 code for a protein of 720 amino acids. The record is from RefSeq and is a predicted model, not a curated record. NCBI's taxonomy places the organism in Eukaryota, Viridiplantae, Streptophyta, Pinopsida, Cupressales, Cupressaceae. The transcript is spliced from 2 exons.